Molecule: messenger RNA, 2683 nt
Organism: Plectropomus leopardus (leopard coralgrouper)
Lineage: Eukaryota; Metazoa; Chordata; Actinopteri; Perciformes; Serranidae
Source: RefSeq, a predicted model, not a curated record
UUAAUCCUGCCUCACCCCUUUUCAUCCCUGCCCCAUCCCUGCACCCGGACUGCUCGCUCUCUGCAGCCUCACCCUCAUAUCAACUGAGCUAAGAAAAUCAAACUACAAUGUCCAGCGAGCGUUUUGACUGUCAUUACUGCAAAGAGUCCCUGCUGGGGAAGAAGUACAUAAUGAAAGAGGACAAGCAGUACUGCACUAAGUGCUAUGAGAACCUGUUCGCUAACUGCUGUGAGGGCUGCUCUGUAGCAAUUGGCUGUAACAGCAAGGACUUGUCCUACAAGGAUCGCCACUGGCACGAGCAGUGUUUCAAUUGUGCAAAGUGCAGCCGCUCUCUGGUGGAGAAGGCCUUUGCCGCCAAGGAGGAUUUGUUGCUCUGCACUGAAUGCCACGCCCACGAUUACUCCUCCAAGUGCGGCACCUGCAAGAAAACCAUCAUGCCAGGAUCCCGCAAAAUGGAAUACAAGGGGAACAGCUGGCAUGAGACCUGCUUCCUGUGCCACCGCUGCCAGCAGCCAAUAGGAACCAAGUCCUUCAUCCCAAAAGACACCGGCUACUUCUGUGUGCCCUGCUUCGAGAAGCAGUUUGCCUACCAGUGCUGUGCUUGUAAGAAGGCCAUCACAACAGGUGGAGUGACCUACCAAGACAAGCCCUGGCACCGUGAGUGUUUCCUAUGCAUCAGCUGCAAGAAGCAGCUGUCAGGUCAGCGCUUCACCUCCAGGGAAAACUUCCCGUACUGCCUCGAAUGCUUCAGCAACCUGUAUGCAAAAAAGUGUGUGGGCUGCACCAAACCCAUCACCAGUCUGGCAGGGGCCAAGUACAUCUCUUUUGAGGAGCGCCAGUGGCACAGUGAGUGUUUCACCUGCAUUCAGUGCUCCGUGUCACUGGUGGGACGUGGCUUCCUCACCCAGCGCGACAACAUCUUGUGCACCGACUGCGGCAGAGAGAAGUGACCUUUUCAUUAUCCUAAUAAUAAUGAGAGCUCCUGUUCUGAUACUGAUAUAUCCAUGAAUAUUUCUUCUACGCAUGCCUGGUACAUAAACAAACUCUAAAUGUCAAAUGCUAAUUUUGGUGUUACAAUGACCAUUAGUUCUGUCAUGUUGCCUACACACACAAAAACUGAUGUUUCCAUAGAGACAAACAUGUAUCUUUAAAGUAAGGGUGUCAUUGUUGCGUUGUUGAUGAAUGUAUUCUCUGUUUGUUGAAACGAAAUAUGCUUUUUUUUUUUCUCACAUGCUGUUAUUAGAGCUGACUGUGGCUGGUUAGAAUGGAUUACUCGACUGACAGAAAAUGUAUUCUAUUUUGAUAAUUGAAUAAUCGUUUCAGUCAUUUUUCAAGCAAAAAUCUUAUUUGCUAGUUCGUUAAGGCUCAUUUAUACACCCUUCAUGUAGGAAAACAUAUCAGUCCAUUUUAACAUAGUGACUGUCACUACUCACAUACUUCCAUGUGUUCUUUAGAUACAUCCAAUAGACGGCACUAAAGGAACGAGUCAGGAGUUUCUGACAACAACAAACAUGGCGACGGUGGAGGAGAUGGUAACAAUGUAUCCUGUAAAGAAAGCAGCAUUGUACAUGACAGCAUGUGAGGCCAUUAAAUAGCCUACAUCCCAACAUGUAGACAAAGUUUUUUUCCCACUAUAAUACCCAUGGAUGUAUAAAAAGACCUGGAUAAUGAGGCAAAUGUUCAAUUGCCGUAUAUACAGAUACACGAAUGGCCGGCGCUACUACUGCAUGUAUAGAGCACAUGCACUAGAAACUUCUGGUGACUCAGCUGGCUACUUGCAGCUUAGUACUCUGCUAACUUGAAUGAGGAUAAAUUGAUUUCAUCUUCUAAAUUUUCCAAAUAUUUUCCAACCAAAUGGAUCAAAUCCUGAUGGUGAAACUGGUCAUCUUGCAGGGGUUGUAAUGCUUAAAAAUGUAUCCAGAUGUCUUUUGCACAAUGUAUAUUAAUGGGAAACAUCUUCUAGGGCCCAUAGUCGUAAUUACACUCAUAGUCGUAAUUACACUGUUUGACCCCAAUGAAAAACUGGCUUCACGGCCGGUCGCACUUCCUGGGGGCCUGAUAUUACAGAUUUGUUCCAUUUUGUUCCAGCAUUUUUGAAAUGUCUCUGUCGUGUCCUAUGGUCUUAUCUUGUUUGGACAGUGGUAUUGCUCCGUUUUUUCUGUAUUUAUGAGCUUUCAAAAAAUGUGCUCAGAUACAGACAAAAUGAACCAACACAAGGCUCCCAAGGCUGUGUGUGUUUACAUAUCUAACGCUGAGCGUAAGUGAGCUAUUACAUCAUAAUACUUUUUUUAGUCUUAUAUGACAGUAAUCUGAAUUAGUUUGGAUUUUGGACUGUUGGUCUGAUUGAGAAAAAAAGCAUUUUUAUGAUGCCAAUAAUUUGCACUAAUUUCUUACACCAUGGACAAAAAGAUUAUUCAAUUAAUCAUUGUUUUAUUAUUAUUUUAAUUGUUAAAAAUAUAAUCAAUAGUUGCAGUACCAAAACAUAUUUCGCUUGACCACAGGUCUGACGUUAAUUACACAAACUAUAUUUCUGCUGCAUGCUUACUAUGCAUGAUCAUAGUUGCCUAGAUAAAUGUAUCCACACUGUGGGGACAAAGACUGAUGCAUAGUUUAUGCUCCUCUUUUGUGAAAUACUUCACACUCUAAAGGUUGUUCCAAUAAAGAAAUGGCCUGUUGUUGCUCA